Molecule: messenger RNA, 6367 nt
Organism: Monascus purpureus
Lineage: Eukaryota; Fungi; Ascomycota; Eurotiomycetes; Eurotiales; Aspergillaceae
Source: the annotation of a GenBank genome assembly
UAACAGGUACGCUUCUCUGUACGACACUGCAGUGGCAUAAACAGGAUAGCAGGAACUGAAUCCUGAUCCCGAAUCAACCUAGCGCGGCGGCUGUGGGUCUGUCUGGUUUGUCAGGCACUGCACAGUUUUCUGCCUGAGGCCCCUUAGGCACCGCGUGGGCCCCUGCUUCUGCGCACGCACCUCUCAGCCUUCCCAGCCUGCUGUCAGGCCAUUCAGUAGCUGCUUUUCUCUACUCCACCGUGCAGCAAGAUCUUAAUAAUUGUAUAUAUUUCCUUCCAGUAUUAGUAUUACCUACUUAAUACCGCUUGCAUUAGCUAUUUUCCUGUUGUUGUAUCCCAGGUACUUUUACCUGCCUAUUCUCACCACGAUCUUUCCUCAUCAUCCUGUUCCUUGCCCCUGGUAUCUAUCUACGUAUUAUCAUCCCUCGAGUUACUGGAGUCAAAUCUCUUUCUCUCCGUCGCUGCAAUUCUCCCCGACCUCCAUGGGGUCUGUUCGCUUCCAACGCCGGCGAUAGGUAAUUAUCCAACUCGAAAGCAUAUUACGGGCGGCAGUGCUAUUGCGACAUCCGGCUCUGCUAUCUGCCGCUGUGACUGCUUUGCUACAUAUUACUUUACUACUAUCUCGGGUCCGAUCCACUCGCUGAGACGCCUUUCCGCUCCCGUUGACGCAGGAUUCGAUCAGCAAACCUAUCUUCACAUCUCGUCCCUCUUUUCAAAACGACCCAUAAACCGUUGUCUGUCGAAUUCAGUUUCCAUCUAUUCCUCCCAUUUAUUCCGCCCUUUGCCUUCAUUUUCCCGGACUGCUGGGAAAGCCUUUCCCUUGUCUCCCGUCGAUAAGCGGUCGCAUUCUUUUCCGACGGCAACUUCCAACCUACGAACGACUAGAGCCUCCUUCCUUCUCUCCUCCCUCCCCCCCUUCCUUCCCUUCACUGUCGCAUCCAGUUCUAGACAAUCAUGGCGGCAGCGCUCGAUCAAUCCCCAUCCCAACCUCCGGUCGAGUCGCUUGCUGGCGGUCCCGCGACCGACGCCGCCCCUACCUCCAUCACUCCUCCCCAUAGUGCUAACGGCAAGACCGAUGCCCCGGAUGGCGUUCCGUCAGAGCUGUCCGAUCUCGAGCUUGAUUCCAAGGCGAAUGCGCCUCCAGCUACAGUGUCACUGGAAGAGGAAGAAAUUGAACCAGAUCAUUACUAUGGUGGCGGCAAGAUCCCUGUCUUUAAACCGACAAUGGAUCAGUUUCGAGAUUUCCAGUAUUUCAUCCGCAAGACGGAAAAGUACGGCAUGCGAGCUGGGAUCAUAAAGGUCAUUCCCCCCAAGGAAUGGUGAGUCAAUGCAUCAAGUCACUACUGAAAAACUUGGUCUGAGCCAUAUGCUGAUUUCUUAUUUGUUUCGCACCACUGCUUUCAGGUCCGAUGCCCUUCCUCCCCUUGACGAAGCUGUGAAGAAAAUCCGUGUGAAGAAUCCAAUUAUGCAGGAAUUUCACGGAUCACAUGGAAUCUACACCCAGGCAAACAUUGAAAAACAACGGACUUACAACCUCCCCCAGUGGAAAGCGAUAUGCGAGGGCAGCAGUCACCAGCCUCCGGCCCGGAGAGGAGAGAGACGCCGAAAUCAAGAACGAGUUAUACGCUCAGCUUCCACUCCCAAACCCCAUGCAGCCCGAUCCGAUUCUCAGAAACGUGGGCCAGGACGUCCGCCGAAACGAUCCAACCAAUUCAAGGUGAAAGAGGAGCCCCUUCCUGAUGACCACAAUACCCUUGAUCAGGUCAAGCCGGAAGGUCCUCCGACACCAGUUUCUCCCGAAUCUAAUCCGGUGGAGGCCAAGACGGAGGAAUUAAGCGAUGGAGAGUCUGUUCACGAGCCGAAGCCGAAAGGGCGACAACCAAGGUCCGUGACAUCGAGGAGGAAACACAACCGUGGCGAUGCAGUUGAUCUCGUGGACGAAGAGUCCUUCAAGGACUUCGACUACCACCUUUGUGACAACGAAGACUAUACUGCGGAGAGAUGCGAGGAACUGGAGACCGCUUAUUGGAAGUCGCUCAUGUUCAAUAACCCGAUGUAUGGAGCCGACAUGCCUGGUUCGUUAUUUGACGACUCGACGACUUCAUGGAAUGUAGCAAAGUUGCCCAAUUUACUGGACGUUCUGGGUCAGAAGGUACCCGGAGUAAACGCAGCCUACCUCUACCUUGGAAUGUGGAAAGCCACUUUCGCUUGGCACUUGGAAGAUGUGGAUCUGUUCAGCAUCAACUACAUCCACUUUGGUGCGCCAAAGCAGUGGUACAGCAUCUCACAAGAAGACGCUCCCCGUUUUGAGCAGGUCAUGCGGAGCAUUUGGCCCAGUGACGCUAAAAACUGCGACCAGUUCCUCCGCCACAAAACUUACCUCGUCUCUCCCAGCAUCCUCAAGUCUCAGUACGGCAUCACGGUUAACCGGCUGGUCCACUACGAAGGUGAAUUCGUCAUCACAUACCCGUACGGGUAUCAUUCUGGGUACAAUCUGGGGUACAACUGUGCUGAGUCGGUCAAUUUUGCGACGGAGAGAUGGCUUGAUUACGGACGCAUCGCAAAGAAGUGCAAUUGUGAAGCGGACAGCGUUUGGAUUGACGUCGAGGACAUUGAGCGGAAGCUCCGGGGCGAGACAACCCCAGAGUUUGGCUACUUUGAGAGCGAUGGCGAGCUCGAAGGCGCGUCAGAACUGCUCACGCCUCCGCGCAGCGUGCCAGAGAAAACGUCGACUCGCGGUCGCAAACGAAAGCACGAUGGUAAUGAACCGACGGCGAAGCGGCACAAAUACCAUGCCGAAGCUCACAAGAAAGCGCCCUGCGUAUUGUGUCCGAACAGCCUGGACUACGAAGAACUUCUUCCAACGGAAGACGGCAAGUUGCAGGCCCAUCGACGGUGCGCACAGUAUAUCGAGGAAACCACCAUUCUCCGUGACGAGUCAGGGAAGGAGGUUGUGUGCGACGUUGACCGGAUCCCCAAGGCUCGCAUGGGACUAAAAUGCCUUUUCUGCCGCGAGGUGCGGGGAGCAUGUUUCCAAUGCAAUUUCGGUAAAUGUACGCGGGCGUACCAUGCCACAUGCGCACUUUUGGCCGGCGUUCAGGUUGAAUUUGGUUCUGUCGCUGUGGUUGCAGACGACGGAAGUCAGUACUCUGUGCCGAGUGUCGACCUCAAAUGCAAGUUUCACCGCCAGAAGCGGCAGAACUGGAUCCCGGGAGAGUCGUCGGACAAGGACAGCAAGCUCACAGAAGCGGCGGGGGGAUUGGUAGCAGGCGAUCUAGUACAGUUCCAGGCGGACAAAGAGAUCAACGGAGCAGUGGUCCUCCAAAACCGCCGGAGAGAACGGACUCUGCUCCUCAAAAUACUGCCCCGAGGCGAUGUAAUCGAGCUGCCGUACCGCUGGAUGCUCGUAGUGCGCAAGAGCAACUUCACGCCGCUGGCGCCGGGCAUUCAACCACUCCCCGCACACCUGGCGCGUAAGCCCGAGCGACGGAAGGAAUUGGAGUCAGCCGUGCCUGUGCCAGGCAGUCCAUUUGGCGACGCCAGCUCGCCGUAUCAGUGGGCGGAAUUCGAGUCGGUCGUGCUGGGUGCGACUCCGGUGGCAGACACGAAGGUCAAUCUGCAGCAGGACGGACAGUUGUGGUUUUAUCUGGGCAAGACAUCGACCGAAUGCAGAGCGCAGUACACGCACAACCCCCAGAUCGCAGUACACAACCCGCGGGCGAACUUCCUGGACAGCGUGAAGCCGGCGGUGCUGGGCCGCUUCGGGACGUCGCUAUCUGCAGCGGCGGGGCUGCAUCCCGUGCACCGGCAGAAUCCCACCACAACCACUUUCGCCCACCCCUCUCUCCUCCGUCCUUCUCUCCUGCAGCGCCCUCCUCUCUCGCUGGCCCCUCCCCCUCCGCCGCCAUUUUCUUCUUCUCCUUCUUCUUCGUCCGCUCCUGCGAUGCCGUCGGCCUAUCGUUCGCUGCCCGCCAAUACCACUGUCCGCCAUGCUCCGUACCCGCAGCUGCCCAAACAACACCCCCGCCACCCGUCCCACCUCCGUCAUCAGCCGUCACCACAACAGUCCCAACAACCCCUGGCACCACCGCAGCCGACUCCCACGUCACAGAAGCAGCAGCAACAGCCCUCAAAAUUCAAAGGCCAGCAACAAUCACAACAGAAGUCUCAACAGCCACAGCAGUCUCAGUCCAAUGGCCCCUCCCGCACCUUCGCCAAUGUCCGUGAACUCGUUUCCCGUCGUCGGAUCCUUCAGAUCACCGACCAUGCCAAUAUCUUAGCCGGAUACACCAUUGUCAGCCCGGAGCUGGUUGUCGAGACUCUUCUCGGCCCCAUGGGCUCUGUGCCGUCACCGGAUGGCGUGGAGAAGCUAGAACUCGCCAUGGCUCAGCAGGGAGUGCAGCCCCGAGCUUCCGAUGGCACCUUGCUUCCCCCGCAGCCCCUCAAUAUGCGGUCGGAGGAGGUUACCCGACUCCUCAGUAUGCUUCGGUUCGUGGUCCAGCGUGAGCGAUUGGACAUGAUCCAGAAGAAGGAGUCGGAGAACGUCAAGCGGGACGCUGUGGACAAAAGCAAUCUGGCCGCCAAGGUGGCUGGAAAGUAUGCUUUCCUGGACCAGCAACGUGCGCAGGCACCCAGUGUCUAUCAAUCCCCUUACAACAUGCCGUCGGGAUUUUCCGAAUAUGCACAGAAGACAUACAAUCUGACUCCGUGCCAGCCUGAGAUUCCGCGACCCUCACUGGCCAAUGACUACUUUGCCAGUCUCUCACCGGAGGAUCAAGAAAAAAUCCUCAAGACUUGCGGCAGCUAUGUGCAGCGUGCUAUAGAUCGGUCGGCAAGUCACAGUCGCCAGAACUCAGCGACCAACGUCCGAUUAGCUUCUGCACUGGCUCGACAGACGGAUAACCCCACCAUUGAUAUUACGCCGGUUGAGAACAGUAUGUCCAUGUCGUUGCUUGACAUGCCUCUUCACGCGGACUCGCCAGGUUCCAGCUUCAGUCGGUCGCACAUGCGGUUUCAGUCACCAAGUGGCUUUACCAGCCAGGGCGACCAGGACUCGUCUCGACAUUUCCACGAUCAUCAGGACCUUUUUGGCGACCAGCAGGCGAACACCCGAUUCUGGCAGCAUGGACCCUGGGCUGCCGGUGACGGAAAUACGCCCAGCGAAGAGAACCGACCGUUCUUCGGUCCUCAUGGACGGCUCAAGCACGAUUAUGCCUCAUCCGACAUCUCUCUGGGACUGGGACCUGGCUCGUUGCAUUCUGUAGACAUGGCUGCAUUUGGGCUAGACAGUACAGACGAUAUAUGCGCCGUUCUGAGCCCAUGAACUACGAGGGGCCUGCACCUUGUUUUUCUUUUCUUUUUUCUUUUUUUCUCUCCUAUUCCUUUGCUGUUAUACCCGCAUCUCAUGUAACGAUUGAACUGGAUUGACGACAGCAUGACCGGGCGUUAUUUUUAUUUACCAUUCUUACCACAAUGUCUUUGCUGCUUUAUUGUGUUGUCGACUUUACUUUUUCUUUAUUUUUACUUCCAUUCACGGUGCAGCUGGCCUACCUGGCUAGCCACGACUCGCGUUGAACGAAACGUGUCAUGUGGAUAGGAUCUGGAGUUAUGUGGAUAAAAGGGUGACGAUGGUAUAGAAGAGCCGGCGGUACAGGGAUGGGAAGAGCAUGAGAAACAGGCCCUCUUCUUUCUUUUCUUUUCUUCCUGUUGCAGUUCCAAUGGGGUGUUACUGGCUUUUUUUUGGAGGGAGAGGGGGGGACCUACUGCGCACUGCAGACAAUCCACCAUCAUCGCCAUGAUCAUCAACCAGCGCACCAGUUCUCGACCGUUUCGCUUCUUUCCUUUACGCUCUGUUCACGUAUCCAAUGCGCCUUUUCUCUUACGAGUCGACAUGUCUUUCGGUUCUAGACCCUGCUUUCAGCCGCGGGCACGUCCGUCGCUUGGCUCACGCAAUUAGACAAAGAAAAAAAAGGGAAGGGAAAAAUUGGAAGAGACAUGAUGAAGCCUUGAUACCCCCGGAAAUUCUCCAUUCUGUUUUGAUUGACAUUUUAAAAUGUUCUCCCCCUCAUGAUCUACUGUAUUGUUUUUUUUUUUUUUAACCUUUCUUUUCGACUUGUGGGACUUGCCCCUUUUGGCGCUCAUCUUUACCCUAUGUGACAACCAUCAUCGCAGUAGAGAUGGGGAGAAGCACUGCUUUGAUGACUACUGUCCGUAGUGACGGUCUUUAUUCCAUGUCUAUGGACACAUGCCGUCGAAGGUAAAUAGAUGUGGCAGCCGUCACCUUUGCCGUGACCCCUGCGUGUGUUGUACUUUAUCUUGACUGAGGCCAAGAUGCACUUGGAACGAAUGAUAGAAUUGAGUUCAGAUGA